AUGGUGAGCUCCAAGAAUUUUUCGAGAGAAGAGAUUGACAACUUUGGCGUAGCGCUCAACGAUAAGAGGUAUUUUUUUGUAAAUAAUGAAUUUUUUUAGAAAAUAGAUUUUUCAUCUCUGAUUUGAAAAAAAUAAUUUUUCUGAGUUAUAAAUGAAUAAAAAAAUUGAUUACAAGGAAAAAAAGACAGAAAAUCGAAGGAAACUGAAAAGAGUAAACGACAUAAUUUUGAACAAGGAAGAUAAAUGUUACUUGGUUCAUGAACGGGGCUCUUUUCAGCCGGCCACUUGCGGCUCGUUUUCGUGCUUUGUUCGUUCUUCGUAAUAUUAAUUGUGAUCAAUCAGUUGAAUGGAUCGGCAAGUGUUUGAAAGUUUUUCCUUUUUAUUUUUGAAGUGUAAGAGUGUUUUUCAAAGGAUGAAUCUGCUUUACUGAAGCAUGAGUUGGCCUAUUGUUUGGGGCAACUGCAAAAUCCCAGUGCUAUUCCGAUUCUCGUUGAAGUGCUGAAGGACGAGUCUCAAGGUUUCUCUUGGUCUGAUUAAUCUUUUGAAUUGUUUCUAAGAGCCGAUGGUGCGACAUGAAGCUGGGGAAGCUCUGGGAGCUAUCGCCCAUCCUUCGGUCAAAGAAGUUUUGUUGGAAUUUUCUUCGGUUUGUCACUUCGCUGUCUUCUUUUAAUUUCAAAGCGUCUAGGAUCCUUGUCCUGAAGUUUCCGAAACAUGUCAAAUAGCGUUAGAAAGGAUCGAAUGGGUCGAAAAGAAUGGGAAAAAUACAGAAAGCCCAUACGACAGUGUUGGUGAUUUUUUGUUACUUUGUCAAAAUUCCUUACAAUAAUCUUCGUAUUGUCGCGCAAAAAAGUUCAUGAAAAAUGAAAGUUAUUUGUGGUGAUUCUACACAAUUCUUUUCAGCAUACCAUUUUUUGAAUUUUUUCAGCUUUUUCUCUCAUGAAGGCGAAAAGGAAUUGGAUUUUCAGCGAAUUUUUCAAAGCUAUACAUAUUUUAUCUUUUUCGUAUUUUUUUUGAGAUGGAAAAAAAAAAUUCAUAAUUGGGAUUGUGAAAGGGACUUUUUUUCUUGUCUGAAAAAUAUACAGUUUGUAAGAUCCUACACCUGCUGCGACAUCCAACGACGUGGAGGAACUUGGAGCGACUUUAGUGGACCCUUCCCGAUCGCUUUUUGAACGAUAUCGCGCCAUGUUCAGCCUGAGAAACUUCGAUACACGAGAAUCGAUCAAGGCGCUCGCUCAGGGUCUUUCCCUCAUCCCUCCAUUGGAUUUGAAUUGGUUUUCAGGAUUGUACUGCGAGGAUAGCGCUUUGUUCCGACACGAGGUCGCCUACGUUUUGGGCCAGCUGCAGUCUCCUGUUGCCAUCAAAGAACUUUCCGAUAGGCUUUUUCUCGAUUCCGAGGUCCUGAAUAAUCUUUUUCUUUUAAAACAUACUGGGGACUUGUAGAACUGUAUGGUGCGGCACGAAUGCGCAGAGGCUCUUGGCGCGAUCGCAACCGAUGAAUGCACAGAAAUUUUGAAGAAAUACAGCCACGAUCAAGAAGUGAGGAAAAGGAAGCGUUGAGUAUUUGAUCGUGAUCAAUUUUUCAGCGAGUUGUGCGAGAAAGCUGUGAGGUCGCCCUCGAUAUGGCCAAAUACGAAAACAGUGGAGAUCUUCAGUAUGCAAAAUUGCAGUGAGAUUAACUUUAUUUUUUUCCACUCUGUUGAUUUUUAUUGUUUAUUGUUUUUUUUUGUUGGGGUUCUUGACAUCCGGUUCAAGGGGAAGGAAUACGAUAAAUUUUUUGUUUGUUGCUGAUUUUGAUCCUUCUCAGUGUUAUAAAGCGCCUUCGUUCCUAAUUAACCGUUAAGUAAAGUAUUUUGGAAUUCGGAUUCUAUAGAUAUCCAGAUGAAAGCACGACUGCAGCAGUUUUUAUUGCCAGGUAGUAUACUAAAUGCUUUCAACCAAAAAAAAAAUUUUUUUUUGAGGUUUGAAACUGAGGCCCACGCCGAUAAAUAUUCGACAAUUUUCCCUGGCAGCCGUAAAGGUUUUUCAUUUGCUAAAAAGUAUUUUUUUCGUAAUUAAUGAAAAACGAGUUCUGUUCCAAUUUUUUGUCAAUUAGGCUGUCUUCCCAUAGAAGUAUUCUUUUGCAGCCGGCCUUUUCUUCGGCGGACCUUGGCAAAAUGUACGAGAUUGACAAAAAUACUGCGAAGCAACUAAACCUGGCGAAAUAUUUGCCGUCGCCUCUGGCCAAGCAAAUGGACACUCUCGAUGAACUCGUCACUCUCGUUCGGUCGCCCUUCUUGGAGGUCGUGUUUCUUAAUAUUUGUUCAGAUUCUCUUCGAUCUUCUUUUUUUGAUUAUUUAUCGAGUAAAAAAUUCAUUUUCUCUGGAAAAAAUAUAACGACUCGAGUGUAUUGGCUGGCUUUUUGUGAAUUUAAAGUUUUUGCUACGUAGUUUUUUUAACGUCAUUUCAAGGUCUUUUUUGAGAGCCCAUAAACUUUCGCCGAUUAUCAUUUUUUUUUUCCGUUCAAAAAAAUAUUGAAAGUUGAUUUAUUCAGUUUUUUUCAAAUUUCAGUUUUGUUUCAAAAAAGUUAUAGCAUUAUGUUCAACUGAGGAUCAGAAAUAGAAGAUAAUUUUUUUAAAAUAUGAAAUGGAAAAUGUCAGAAAAAUGCGAAAAAGGCUUUUUCGCUUAUUCUGAAGACCCAACCUAUUUUCUCAGAUUUUGGCUUGCAUGCGAGUCGUGGACCGGAGUCUGCCGUCUCUCCGUCUCGUUCUCUGGGGUGCCUUUGGAACAGGAAAAACCGUCACAUUGAACCAGGCCGUUCACCACGCUCAGCAGAACGGCUGGCUCAUUGUUCAGCUGCGGAGCGGUAUAAGAUUUCUCGAUUGAGCUCUCUUGCUGACCAGGUGUCUCAACGGGUGCACUCGUAAUAAACCCGUGUUUUUGAAGGCUAUUGGAUUCUCAGUUGUGCUUAAACGGUGAAAAACGGAUGUAAGAAAAAAAAUAUUUUUUCUUACAUCCGUUGUUCGUAUGGGGGAAAACGCUGAGACUCCGUGUUAGCACGGCUGGUAUACCCUAUCAGCAGGAGAUAUAAGUCGUGAAAUUCUCUCUCGGGUUUUCCGUGUUUCAGAAUUUUUUUUCUUCAUCUAUCUAUACGGAAAAAAAAACUUCAUCUAUCUAUAGCACUCUCUUGUGAUAUGAUUUUUGUAAUUUGGUGUUUUUUUAAAAAUCCCUUCAAGCUCUUGUGAUCUUGUGAAUGAGAUAUAUCUUAUAUAAUCGUCCGCUUGCAGCAAUGGAUCUGACGAGGAACGUCUCUGAGGUGGAGAUGUCGACUUUUGCCAGCGGCCGGAUCAACGAUCCGACCAACGCCGUCGUCAUUCUGCAGGACUUCAAGCAACAGGUAUUAUGCCUCUCUUCUCGAUUCGAUGGUUGAAAGAAAGGAUUGGAGGUCUUUUGAAGAAAUAUUUAUGGGACCGAUAGCGACAUUAACACGAGGAUCGUUUAGUAAAUUAUGAAAUACUUUUAAGCCAAAUAUCAUGUAAAUUAAGAGCCUUGGAGUCGCAAACUGUAAAGUUCCCUAUUAUUCAGAAACGAAAGCCUCAAAGCAGUGAAAGAAACUGUAUCUUUUGACUAGAAGUUUUCUGAAAAGAAAUACCGUCUAGUUAUCCCUUUGAUUUUCCGUCUGUCAAAGCGUAUUUGAACAAAUUUUUUGAAAGUUUGAAAGUAAUGAGUUUAAUAACUUUUUCUUUUUCAAGCUUUGGAUAUUUUCUGUGUUUCUAUUGUUGUGUAUCAAUUUUUUAUUUUUGUGUCAAAUUCAACUUCGCACUUAAAAAGUCAAAUAUUCUUUUGUUGGUAGAAUAUGUUUAAAAAAAGAUAGAAGAGAGAGAGAGAGGAAAAAAUAAGAAUUAAACGUAACUUCAUUAGUUUCAGAACCAAGCCGUUUGGAAGCGAUUGGCCGAGGCGAAGACGAGCCGCGACUACGAAUGGUCGAAGAGCGAGCGAACGCCUCAGGGGAAACCACUCGUCGACAUUGUCGAAAUGGUUCAAACUUUAUUUUGUACGCCGAACCUUGAAGCAUAUUUGAAAAAAAAACAGCUGUGAAAAGUGUUUGCAGGGUAUCUCAGCUCCCUACCUGGCCACAGACUGUGUUGGAGCGCUUUUCCGCGAGUUGAGGCUUCAUUCUUCAAAUGCCGCUGACUUGAAGGUCUGACUCUGACUGAGACGACCGAAAAUGUUUUUUUCUGAAGGUUCUCGUGGCCAUCGACGACGCCAACUCUUUGUGGGGGAAGACAUUGGUGAAAAGAGCCGACAGGACAUUUGUAUCGUUUGACUGGCUUGUGUAGACCCAAAAAUGCAAAUUUCAGGCGUCACCUUCGGAUUUGUCAUUAGUCGUGCAUUACAGACGUCUUAUCGCUAAUGACUGGGUUCGUAAAUCCGAAAAAUUCAUAAAGUUUGUGAAGCUUGGAGUUGAACAGCUUUUUUUGCAAAAUGUUUUUUUUUUCUGAUUUCGAAUUAGCUUUGGAUGCAAAAAACUUUAAGUUGAAGCUUAUCGAUUUUUUUUUUCAUUAGCAUCAUCCAUUCUGCUGAAUUUCAAAACUCUUUCUCUCUUUUUUGAAUUCUCAAACUUCAUAUUAGAAUAAAUACUUCACGGUCGGUUUUUCAGACGAAUGGUUGCGUUUUGCUCGUUGCAGACAAGAAAGAAAUCGCCGACGCGAGAAAAGAGCUUGAAGGCGAGUUCCGUUCAGUUUUCAUUCAAAAAAAUGGGUGUCAUUUUUGCUCUACAUGUUUUGAGUCGGAUUAUCCGGGCCGAAGCUUUCGGAUGAAACUGCAAUUUUUCACAUUAAAUGAGAAAUAUCUCGUGGGCAGAGAAAGCUAUUCAAAAAAACAUUUGCUACCGCGUUGGCCAAGUCUCAUAAUUUCUCUUUUUGAAGUAUCUUCUUAGAAAAACGUUCAAUAUUAGAAUUUCGCGAUAUUUUAUAAGCCCAUAAUUUAUUUUUUUCCUAAAAAGAGAUAAAAAAAUAAUCUUUGCCCUUAUCGAAAUUGAACGAAUAAAUAACUCAAAUUGUGCACGUGUAUUAAUCUUGUGAUGGAUAGUAGGGAAGCGUUUUGAUAAGGAUUAUUUCUGAAUAAACAUUUAUUGCAUAUUGAUAUUGGUGUGCAAAUGAUGUCAGGAAAUAAAUAUUAGUAAUGAAUAAAUUAGAAAAUAUCACUCGGUGCAACUCUAAUCUGUUUUUGCAGUGAGCCGAAACACGCCGUUGGAAUUGUUCGGCGAGGAAGGCUUCGAAUUUAUUGAAGUUGGUUUUCUGGCUGAAAGUUGUUGGUAGUGGUUCAAACGAGGCUAACCUGAGAAUCACACCGAGAGAUGGAGUUUCGAAAGAGUACAGAGUGGCAAUUUUGAAGGAAAAUUGAAUAGAAAAUAUUAAAAAAUUAUGAAUAAUGAUUUUAAAAACACCGUUUUUUGAAACGAAUGCCAAUAAAAAUAACUAAAAUCUCGAUGUUUUCGAUUAAAUUAGUUUCCCUUGAUGUAAAAUUCCACUUAACAUAAAACGAGUUGGUUUUUUUCCAGCCUUUCUUGCCGAUUGAAACCUCACAGUACACAGAAGAAGAAGCCAACACCAUGUACAAGUAUUAUGUGGAAAAGAACUGGCUCACCACCCCCAAUGGUUUGUGAUUUGGACUCAUUUAGCUUUAAGAGCUUGGACGUGAACAUAAUUUUAUGAAUACAACUCCAAAUAAUUAUACAAUGACGUUUUUAAAGUUUUAAAGUUUUUAGAAUUUUAUUUUUUCAAUGGAAACUUUGUUGUAAAUUACUUUAUUUGUGUGAUUGAAAUAUCCAUUUUGGAUCAAAAAAGUCGAUUUUUUAAAAAUCGAGAGUUAAUGAUUAUGGGGAGCACUGAACUACUUUGAAGCUUUUCAGCUCGAAGCGAAGAAGGCAGACGACAACUGAUGCAUCUGAGCGCUUUCAACCCCUAUUAUUACGAGAGACUUUGCGCAUUCAAUUAG
Molecule: messenger RNA, 5976 nt
Organism: Caenorhabditis auriculariae
Lineage: Eukaryota; Metazoa; Nematoda; Chromadorea; Rhabditida; Rhabditidae
Source: the annotation of a GenBank genome assembly